AUGAGUUCAGAGGCGCAAACUCGGUGGGUGCGAACUCGAUUGGGUUAUAUUAUCUUAUCUUUCAGCCAAGUGACAGAGGAAGAUCUUUUAAAAGCAAAGUCACUUCCAGAUGAGUUUGACUGGAGGGAUGUUGAUGGGAAAAACUAUGUCAGUCCAGUAAGAAAUCAAGCCACUUGCGGUAGUUGUUAUGCUUUUGGCACCCUUGCAAUGUUUGAGGCUCGUGUUCGUGUUUUGUCGAAUGUCACUGAAACCCCAGUGUUCUCUACUCAAGACAUUGUGAGCUGUUCUGAAUAUUCUCAAGGUUGUGAAGGAGGAUUUCCUUAUCUCAUCAGCAAGUAUGCUAAAGACUUUGGAUUGGUGGAUGAACAGUGUUUCCCAUAUGAAGCCCAAGAUGCUCCCUGCCAUGAGCAGGCAUGUCCAAGGCAGUUUGGGACUGGUUACCAUUACGUUGGUGGUUUCUAUGGAGCUUGUAACGAAGUGUUGAUGAGAUUAGAGUUGCUCAAAAAUGGUCCAAUAGCAGUCUCUUUUGAAGUGUAUAGUGACUUCAAGAAUUACAAAGGAGGAAUAUAUCAUCACACAGGUCUGACGGACAAAUUCAACCCAUUCGAGAUAACAAAUCAUGUAGUCCUGGUCGUGGGAUAUGGAGCAGACAAGGAGACUGGGGAGAAGUUCUGGAUUGUGAAAAACAGCUGGGGAGAGGAAUGGGGCGAGGAUGGUUUCUUUCGUAUCCGACGAGGAACCGACGAAUGUUCGAUUGAGAGCAUUGCCGAAGCGGCCGAACCAGUAAUGAACUGAUGGAAAACAGUACGAAUUUAGCUGAAAAUUACUUGCGGCGUUCCCUAUUUAGUUAAAUCAAACGAGUACCUUAUUAUAAGAAAUUAACGCUCUUGUUAAUUAACGCAUUUGAAAUUAACGCGACUUAAAUUAACCCAAAUUGAAGGUAAAUUUGCUUCUCAAUAAAGGAGAGAGAGGGGGCAAAUUUCAAAAUGAGGAAAAUUAACGCGUCUGCUACACCAAAAAAAAAAAAAAAAACAAAGAAAGAAAGAAACAAAAAAAACAGAAUUUGUUGAGAACAGGGACCAAUUUAUUUUAACACUGUAAGGCUGACAGCGAACACGAACAAAAUUCAGUUGAAGUGCAGUAAGUGAUUUACUAAUGUGAAAGGUUGAUGUGAAAUGUGCGCGAAUAAAAUUUAUAGUUUGCCUGUGUCAAGAAUGUCUUGAGUGUGUCACAGAUUUGGGAGAAAAUAAUGGUAAUUUACGUCGUGGAAAUUAACGUGCAACUUAAUUAACAGCGCUGAAAUUAACAUUAACAUAAAUUAACGCCACUUAAAUUAAUGCGAAUUUCAAAGAUUCACGUUAAUUUCAUAAACCGCUAAUUUCCUAUAAUAAGGUAUUCAGUAAUAAUUAACAAUAUAAUUAUCCUGAGAAACUCUUGCGGAAUAUGACCUGAUACUUUGCCGAAUUGGCUAAACUCGAUAUCAUGCUACAGAACGAGAGGUUAUUCAGGUCCCGUCCACGCUACGCAGGAGAAAUUUGAAAACGCAGCUUUAUUUCUACGGUUAGGCCUACCGUCCACACUAAUCCCUCACGAAAACGGAGCUUUAUGAAAACGCUCGUCAAACUGGAGGAAUUGGAAAACCCUUACUGUACAUUUUAGAGUGGACGGAAAAGGUUUUGAAAACAGAGCUUUUGGAAAACGAUAGCGUCACGAUGAUCACGUGAUUUCCCUGUCCGUGUUUUCCUCAAACACAAAUCCAAAAUGACCGGUGAUUGCUGAAUUUUUGUAGUUCUCUGGCGUGGUGUGCAC
Messenger RNA from Orbicella faveolata, 1809 nucleotides. Its product is annotated as dipeptidyl peptidase 1-like. Gene Ontology annotation, molecular function: cysteine-type peptidase activity. Gene Ontology annotation, biological process: proteolysis. The record is from RefSeq and is a predicted model, not a curated record. NCBI's taxonomy places the organism in Eukaryota, Metazoa, Cnidaria, Anthozoa, Scleractinia, Merulinidae.